This is a messenger RNA of Mercurialis annua (annual mercury), 3323 nucleotides long. RefSeq names its product DNA mismatch repair protein PMS1. Gene Ontology annotation, cellular component: MutLalpha complex. Gene Ontology annotation, molecular function: ATP-dependent DNA damage sensor activity; ATP hydrolysis activity; mismatched DNA binding. The record is from RefSeq and is a predicted model, not a curated record. Bases 237 to 3083 code for a protein of 948 amino acids. Lineage: Eukaryota; Viridiplantae; Streptophyta; Magnoliopsida; Malpighiales; Euphorbiaceae. Gene Ontology annotation, biological process: mismatch repair. The transcript is spliced from 12 exons.
GAUAUUUGGUGUCAAAUUGAGGGGGCAAAAUGAACCUUCGGUCGAAAAAUAAAUAAAAAGACAUCAACAAUCACCGAGCUCUCUCUGUUUUGCUGGGUUUUUCCAUUUGGCGCCGAAGCCACCAGUUUACAAAAUCGAAAAUUUUAGUUCACUUUAGUUUUCACAUUCCCCUAAUUUUUCUAUCUCCUGAAUUUCUAGGGUUCUUGAGUUCGCAUUCGCCAAUGUCCAGUUAAUAAAUGGAAGCGUCAAAUUCACCAGUCAUCAAGCCUAUAAACAAAAGCGCGGUGAACAGAAUCUGCGCCGGCCAAGUAAUCCUAGACCUUUCAUCAGCCGUGAAGGAGCUAGUCGAGAACAGCUUAGACGCAGGCGCUACCGGAAUCGAAAUCGCUUUGAAAGACUACGGCCAGGAAUCCUUUCAAGUCAUCGAUAAUGGAUGCGGCAUUUCUCCUAGUAAUUUCAAGGUUCUUGCACUAAAGCAUCACACGUCGAAAUUAUCUGAUUUUCCUGAUCUUCAAUCACUGACUACAUUUGGAUUUAGAGGAGAAGCAUUGAGUUCGCUUUGCGUGUUAGGCGAAUUAACAGUCGAAACAAGAACUAAAAAUGAGUCUGUAGCUACUCACUUGAGUUUUGAUCGUUCUGGUUUAUUAACAGCUGAAAAGAAAACCGCUCGUCAAAUCGGUACCACGGUUACUGUUAAGAAAUUGUUCUCUAAUUUGCCUGUGCGUAGCAAAGAAUUUAGCCGUAAUAUUCGCAAAGAAUAUGGCAAGCUGAUCUCUCUAUUAAAUGCUUAUGCACUUAUUGCUAAAGAUGUUCGGUUAGUCUGUACUAAUGCAACUGGUAGAAAUGCAAAGACUGUUGUUCUUAAAACACAAGGAACUCAUUCACUUAAGGAUAAUAUCGUUACAGUCUUUGGCGUGAGCACCUUCAGUUGCUUGGAGCCUGUUAGUAUAUGUAUAUCAGAGGAUUGUAAGGUUGACGGCUUUCUUUCUAAGCCUGGACAAGGUUGUGGCCGCAAUUUGGGAGAUAGGCAGUAUUAUUUUGUGAAUGGUCGACCGGUGGAUAUGCCUAAAGUUAGUAAGCUUUUGAAUGAGUUAUAUAGAGGUGCAAAUUCUCGGCAAUAUCCUAUUGCAAUCAUGAAUUUUAUAGUUCCGACUAGAGCAUGCGAUGUGAAUGUAACUCCAGAUAAAAGAAAAGUAUUCUUUUCUGAUGAGCACUCCUUAUUGCUUGCUCUUAGGGAGGGUUUGCAGAAGAUAUACUCCCCAAGUAGUGCUUCUUAUUCCAUCAAUAAUGUUGAGGUAGAUGUAAAGGCAGCCGGUAGCCCUCAGUUAUAUUCCCCUUGUGACAAAUCUCAUAUGUUGGCAAAACAAUCAUCUGCAGUUAGGCAUACUUAUAACGAAACUCACCUGGAGGAGAAUUCUUCAGAGGGUGGUGAUGUUAAAAUGGAAUCUCAUUCAUCAGAGGCUACAGAAAAUAGUGGUGAAGAAGACACAAUGAAGGACUUCACUCUUAGAGUGCAUGAUAUUAAAGAGGCUUAUGGUUUUUGUAACAGUAGCAAUAGGCAACUCGUUACUGACAAUAAGAUUCUAACAGAUCAAAGUGCUCCUUGGCCUGCAAGAGGAGUCGAGAAAAACAUUGCUGAGAGUAAAUAUCCUGAUAGUUCUUUACGGUCUAUUCAGUCAACUAUGAACAAGUUUGUUACUGUAAGUAAAAGAAAGCAUGAAGAUAUUAGUACAACAACUCUAUCCGAAAUUCCUAUCCUGAGAAACCAAACUUUUCAAGAAUCAUUAAAUAAAGGCAACUCUGAGAUGAAUGCUGCUGCUAAACGUUCUCCAUUUAAUGACUGUUCCGCUGAUGAUUUUACUAAGGUGAAUGAGGUUGAGGCAUUUAAGUGUACAAAAGCAGAAAAAAUCUUAAAUAAAUUCCGGAAUUCUCUUUCUUAUAGAGGGAAUGGCAAUGACAGAAGCGACAAGGAUGAACUGCUGGGUGACAAAAAAGCAACUCCUCUGGUUGACUCCACAACAAUUUCUUUGAUGGAGGGUCUGGACAAGGGGUCUGAAAGUCUUAUGGAUUCAGCAGCUGCAGAAAAGCCAUCAUCUGUUGCUGUUGCUGCAUCUAUCACUUCCCCUAGCAAGGGCCUUGAGAAUAUGUCUGAGGAUCUUAUUGUUAAAACUCCUUCAUUGCCUUCUAGUUUGCUUUUAGAUGUUCCAAAGCCUUCUUCCCAAAAGAUAUGCUCCACCUUGCAGUUUAGUUUCCAAGAAUUAAAGGCAAAAAGGCAGCAGAGACUGUCGAGAUUACAGUUUAGCAAUUACAAAUCUGGAGGCAUGAAGAUGAAAAGGAGCUAUGCUGCUGCAACUCUAGAGCUUUCUCAGCCAGACAAUGAAGAGCGAAAAGCAAGGGCUCUGGCUGCAGCUACUACUGAGUUAGAAAGACUUUUCAGAAAGCAAGACUUUAGAAGAAUGAAGGUUAUUGGCCAAUUUAACCUUGGUUUCAUUAUUGGGAGAAUAGAUCAUGAUUUAUUUAUAGUGGAUCAGCAUGCUGCAGAUGAGAAAUACAAUUUUGAGCGAUUGUGUCAAUCAACAGUUUUGAACCAACAGCCUUUGCUGCGAUCAUUAAGGUUGGAGUUAUCUCCAGAGGAGGAAGUAGUUGCUUCAAUGAACAUGGACGUAAUAAGGAAAAAUGGAUUUGCUUUGGAAGAGGAUCCAGACGCACCACCUGGCCACCGAUUUAAAUUGAAAGCGGUUCCUUUUAGUAAGAAUAUAACAUUUGGAAUUGAAGAUGUGAAGGACCUUAUUUCUACUCUUGCUGACAGUCAAGGGGACUGCUCGAUAAUUGGUAGCUACAGAAUGGACACUUGUGAUUCUGUGUGCCCAUCAAGAGUUCGGGCAAUGCUGGCGUCGCGAGCUUGCAGAUCAUCUAUUAUGAUUGGAGAUCCAUUGGGAAGGAAUGAAAUGCAGAAGAUACUAGAGCAUCUGGCUGACUUGAACUCACCGUGGAAUUGUCCUCAUGGAAGACCGACGAUGCGGCAUUUGGUCGACAUAACUUCCAUUUAUAAAAGAGGAGAUGAUUACGAUUUGAGCUUGUGAGUGACCUUGACACCUCAGUGCCUAACUUAUUGUAAAUGAUGUAACGAAGCUGGAACUGAGAGAGUUGUAACUGGCAAGGCAACAGCUAUUUUGUGUCCCAAUUCUUUCAUAUAACAAACAAAUUCUAGAUCCCUUGAAAAUCAAUAGUUUACUAAAGUGUGCAUCCGGCUAUGCAAAAUGUACUUAAGAAGUAAAUUAAUAUUUUGUUAAAAAAAGGUCUAAUGAUUAUUUAAAUCCAAA